ACAGGGGGAGGAGAGAAUGGGUGUGAAAUGACCCCGCCGACAGCUGGACCAUCAUCGACANGCGAGUGAGGGAAUUGUUAACUCACGGGGCAACACAGGGGGAGGAGAGAAUGGGUGUGAAAUGACCCCGCCGACAGCUGGACCAUCAUCGACACAUGCACCGCAGGCCGAGCAGCGAACGCUCACGUCGAUGGACACAGAUGAAGAUGAAGACAUGGAUAUGACAGCAGUCAUGCCGAAGCUCGUGCCAGGAAAACCGUUACCUCAAGGCUUUGCUCAAGACCCUUCAGUGCCAUACUUGCUGCAAGACAGGUACAAGGAGUCAUCGGAGGAGGACUGGGGUCAUCAUAUUCUUUGGCAUGAGGGCGUGUUCGAACCGUGCGUGUUUGCGGGCAAGUGGCAAAUGGCUGUGAAGACAAGAGACCGUAGGUGGGUCGCGAAGGAAAGAAAGGACGCUGCGAUAUGGCACAGCGUGACGGAGACGCAACUUUUUCGGCGGGUUGCACAAGAAAAUGUCGGUGCAACCGAGGUGGCUGUAGCGGCAAAGGCGAAAGCUUUGUUUGAGCAACUGCGUGCGAACAAACAACUAGAAUUCAGCACAAAGUUCCACGACCUUGCAUCAAGUGUGUCGUACGGCUCCAUCGAUUGGAAAAUCAAACAAGCGUCAGCAGUGCAAGGAAUCGAUAGCAUCACCUCUCUGAAGACUCAAGACGUCAUCGCGCGCAGGAUGGCCAGAGGGGAUGCAGGCUGCGAAACGGACACACGUGUGAACGCAGGUCACAUACAGAAUGAACAGUUGCGAGCAUGUAUUCAACAAAGCACACAGAGAAGCGCAAUGGGGGAUUCCACUAUGAUACGCAAGGACGGCGGCGACAUGGAGUCGGGCACAUUGACAGAGCCGUCAACGCGUGGGGUCGACGAUGGGGCAACAAUCAUUGGAUCUUUCGGGUCUCUUGUCGCGACAGUGGCGGCGAGGCAAGGCUUAUCUGAAAUGAUGGAGACCGAUGCGGGCCAGGAUGUUGAAAGCCAGACUGUGAAGGUGGCGCCAGAGCAGGUGGCGGCAACAACAAAGGAGACGAAGAAAGGUGAGGGAUCUCGCGAACACAUUUCCGUAAUAGAUAUGAGAUCAGAGAGUACGGGCGAGCAUAUGAUCCAAGAUAACGACCAGAAAGAUGACCACGCUGCACCACGAGUGGAAGGUGAAGACGAAGAGGACGCGCAACGACCGAGACGGUCAAUGAGAGCAGUAAUUAAGAAAACWGUGUUUGAUGCGUAGGAAAGCCUUGGACGGGCAUGGGCGUUUACACGU
Molecule: messenger RNA, 1309 nt
Organism: Chara braunii
Lineage: Eukaryota; Viridiplantae; Streptophyta; Charophyceae; Charales; Characeae
Source: the annotation of a GenBank genome assembly